This is a messenger RNA of Oryza sativa Japonica Group (Japanese rice), 4418 nucleotides long. The record is from RefSeq and is a predicted model, not a curated record. NCBI's taxonomy places the organism in Eukaryota, Viridiplantae, Streptophyta, Magnoliopsida, Poales, Poaceae.
CGGCAACAGCAAUAGACUCACUCACUCACACUCACGGUCACACCGAUUUCUCCCUAGGCGACCAUACCGGAAAACCCGCGACUCCCCAACUCCGACGAGAACGACAUGGACGCCGGCGGCGAGGAGGCGAAGCAGGAGCGCCACCUGGUGCUGGCUCACGAGCUCUUCCUCCUCUCCCGCCCCGACCUCGACGACCUCGCCAAUGUCGCCCUCCGCUCCGAUGCCCUCGACGCCGUCAAGUCCGAUGGCAUGGCGCCGCUGUUCGAGUCGCUGGCCACCGCGGGCGUGCUGCUCAAGCCGGACGACGCAGCUGCUCGCCGAGAUGCGCGCGCGGAUCGACGAGGAGGUCCGCAAGCUCGACGAGAAUUGAUGGAGAUGGAUGAUGUCAUUGUUGGCUUCAUGGCUUGUGAAAGUGUGGUCUGACGCUUGCUCCUGGUUAGCUGGUUGCCUGGCGACCGGCUUCCUGCCUUCCUGGCUCCUGCGGCUGGAGCGAGCAACGUAGGCACUAAGCAAGCAGGGGCGACGGCGACAGCGACAGUGAGCUGCCGAGGGCGACGGCCGACGGCGGCGCGUCACGAUGCCGAGAUGGGCAAGUGUUGUCUGGGAGACUGGGAUUGGCUGAUUGCAGAGCAGUGGCGUGGAAGCCAAACAGAUGCGAGGCGGAGUCGUCAAGAUUGGCAGCGACGGGACGCGGCAUACGAGAAGUCGAGAAGAGAAAAGAUUGAUCUGGAUUCGACUCUCCUCAUGGGCUUACAACGUUAACUGGACUGUUGUUUGGACUGUGGGUGCACUAUAUUGGGCCAAGGGGGGUGCAUAUAGGGCCGAGAUAUGGGGGUAAUAACUAAAAAUUUUGUUUGAGGGGGGUUCAUCUGCACCCACGGGCCUCUAUUGGGCUUCGCCCCCGCUGGUAGAUCCGUAGAUAGCUUGCAUUUGAUUUGGUAGUUGUAAAUUUACGAAUUAUGCUUAGGGUCAAUUCACCUCUAUAUAAAUCUGUACUACAUAAUACUAAUAAACUUUCUCCACAGUUUUGUUUUAGAUUCAUGUACAUAUUGAUGAUUUUGUACAUUAUCUCUGCAAUGUGUAAUUUAGCAUGUAGAAAAGUAAUUGAGAUUGCUAAGGAUCACAAUGCACAACAUCCCAACUGAUACGAAUAAUUUGUGUGUCCCUUUUAUCCAGAAAAAAUACCAGUGUAAACUAAUGUGAAGGAAGAAUGGCAUGUUGAACUUCGUUAGUAAUAUGGUAUCGAUUUCCUUGGUCGCUACUUUGUUGUCCUAGGUAAAUUGUUAUACAUGCUCGGUGUCUGUAUGAAGUGCAUGGCAAUGCAUCCGGAAGCAUCAGCUGUCGCCCCAUGUCUUCUUGAUAUGAUCAGAUCUAGCUGUUUCACAACAUCCUGAAGCAUCAGAAGGUCUGUGUUGUUUGCAGCUUUUUGCAUAUUGAUAGUGCUGCACCCAUUGUAUGUCUCAUCAGCUCUUAUAGAAGGAAAUCGGGACAUUUCAACUGGUUUGGAAUUGAUACACAUAUGGGCUCUUCAUGUUGCAGAAGCUGAUCCUGAUACAGAAUGAAUAUCAGCAUCAUGACCUGUUUGCAACUCUGUUCCGAGAUCUUCAGACAUCAUGAGCACUGAAUCAGUGGAUCGCAGCAUGGCCAGGAACUGCAGGGCGAGAGGAGGAGGAGGAGGGCGUGUGCUCCAUGGGGACCACCAGCCACAGAACGGGGCACUCCUGGAGCGUUGGAUCAGCUGCGAGGGACAAUCCGACGGCCGAGAUGCGUCCAGUGCAGAUGGCUAUGAGCUGCAUGCGGCUCCAUUCUGAGAUGGCCCUUCAGACAUCACGAGCACUGGAAUCGGCGGAUCACAGCAAGACCAGCAGCAGCAGCAGCAGCAGCAGGCUGAGGGAUCCGUGGGGACCACCAGCCACAGGAUGGGGCCACUCCUCGAGCGUUGGAUCAGCCGCGAGGGACGAUCCGACGGAGGAGAUGCGUCUGGUCCAGCAAAGCAAGCUCCACUAUGGGUAACAGCCUUCCUGUAGAAUCGAAGGUCACUGUUGAAGAAGAAAAUGAUAGAAUUAAGUAUAUCGUGUCAUCUAUGCAGGGAUUGGGUCAUAAAAUGGAAGAUGCUCAUGCAGCUAUUCUAAGUCUUGAUGAUACCACGUCCACGUCAUUUUUUGGUGUUUAUGAUGGCCAUGGAGGAGCUGAAGUAGCAUCGUACUGCGCAAAACGAUUUCACAUUGAGCUUUGCAAUCAUGAAGACUAUCACAAUGAUCUCACCAACGCACUGGACAAUGUGUUUUUUAGCAUGGAUGAGAACCUGCAACAAUCCGAUGCUUGGAGAGAGUUAGUUAUUCCUCGUGAUAAUGGAUGGAUGUAUUUUCUCAAGGCUGGUGUCUGUGCUAACUUUUGGCCUUUCCCGCAGGCGUAUACUGGGCCAGCAUAUGAAGGGAGCACAGCAUGUGUGGUUGUCAUCAGAGGUGACCAAAUGAUUGUUGGACAUGCUGGUGAUUCUCGUUGCGUACUCUCAAGACAAGGUGGUCUGGCUAUUGAUUUAUCCUCCGAUCAUAAACCAAGAACAAGCGAGUCUGAAAGAGAGAGAGUUCAAAAUGCAGGAGGAAUAUCUCUUGGAGUUGAUUGUGAAAAAGUAAUGGAGAAUUAUGUAAUCAAGGAACAAUGGAUCCUCGGUUACUUUGGGGAAAGUGUAACAAUCUCAAGAUCAAUUGGUGACUUUGCUUUCAAGCAGAACAAAGAUUUAAAUCGUGAAGAACAAAUGUUGAUAUGUGAUCCUGACAUCCACACUCAUGACAUAACUGGUGACAUGGAAUUUCUUGUUAUAGCAAGUCAAGGCCUCUGGUCUUGCAUGGAAAGUGCGGAUGUGGUUGCUUACAUACAUGUCCGUUUAUUGGAGGGUGUAGAGCUGCGUGUCAUCUGUGAGGAGCUUGUUCAGUCCGGCUUGGCAUCGGGCGAGAACACGACCGUCAUCCUGGUUCAGUUCAAGCCCGGCGCCUUCCAGUUCCAGUAUGAGCUAGUCGAUCCCGCUGCCUUUGACACUGCCGCCUCUAACGUUGCCAGCACCAGUGCCGGCCCGGCUGGUGGCAGCGACAGCGACACGAGCGCCACGAGCGACGAGGGCGUCGACGACACUGCCACUGCCGGGACCACCACCACGGGCUAUGAGGCCGGCUCCAGCACCGGCCCCGGCAGCGGCGGCGGCAGCGCCAAUGCCGCGUUCGACAGCGGCGGCGACCUCGCCGCUAACUUGGACAUCGCCACUAACUUCGGCAGCGACGACCUCGCCGCUAACUUGGACAUCGCCACGGACAUCGACACCGAGGACGUCUUCACCUUCAUCAACAGCGACGACACGUUCGGCAUCAACAGCGACGAGGUGGAGCUCGAUCCCAACUUCAGGCCCAAGCCUCAGGUCCGCAGGGCCCACGACGGCCCCUCUCCCACUCCCAGCGAAAUCGAGGCCGACCUCAAUGCCAGCCCCACGAGGUACAAUAUGAGGGAUAUCUUCGAGGCCUUCGACAAAGUCGAGGCCGAGUUGGGCGGCUUCCCGUUACAGGGCCACGAUGUCUCCAGCACCAGCACCAACCCCAACACCGCGACUGACACUGGCAGUGGCAGCCGCACCGGCGACGAUGACGUCGACGGCGCCAUUGCCAGAGCCAUGGCCGUGGCUAGCAGCGUCAUGACGGGCGCGGGCUACGAGGUCGACUCCACCACCACCAAUCCCAGCGCUGCGGCUGACACUGGCAGCUACACCGGCGACGAGAUCAAGGUCGACGACAGCACCAGCGGCAGUGCCAGGGGUGACAGCGGCGAGCUCGUCAACAACGACACCACCGUUGCUGACAACAAUGCCAGUGGCGUUGCUGACAGCACCACCGUCGGCGACGAGGUCGAUCCCACUGCCACUGUCGCGGCCGACGACAGCAACACCGGCGACAAGGUCGAUCCCCCUGCCAUCACCAAAGCCACGGCCGACAGCAACACCAGCGGCGAGGUCGACGUCGACGCCACUGCCACUGCCACUGCCAGCGCCAGCGCCGCCGUGGCUGAUGACGAGGGCACGGCUCCUGAUGACAGCGAGGGCAGCCCGUAGAUGCAUGAUUCAGAAGAAAGAGGUCACCGGUUCAUUACAGCUUCCACUCAAUUUUGUCCAAGACGGAGAUGAUGUGUGAUGAUGCAUGCACCACUGCAUUCGAGGGAUGUUACUGAUCAUAGGUAGUAGUAGUAGAACUAAUGCAUUGAUAGGAUCGGAGUAGUUGGUUUCUGCUACCUUGUUUUUGGUUUAUGACUCCUGGUUGGCUGGGUACGUUUGGGGUAGGAGAUUUUGCUUGCUAGACUUGGUUACUGAGAACACUUGUCUGGUUUUUGAGUUUUUAUCAAAGUACUUAAUCUAGUGAUGCUUUUGUUGAUCUUCA